Messenger RNA from Zerene cesonia (dogface butterfly), 567 nucleotides. RefSeq lists its product as uncharacterized. Lineage: Eukaryota; Metazoa; Arthropoda; Insecta; Lepidoptera; Pieridae. The transcript is spliced from 4 exons. The record is from RefSeq and is a predicted model, not a curated record. Bases 1 to 567 code for a protein of 188 amino acids.
AUGGAAAAUGAAAGGUUCAACGUUGAGAAGGCUCGCUGCAGUAAGGACGAGUCCUGGAGGCGAAAGUGUGGUUGUCUUCGAACCAGCGAGAAGCUAAAGAGAUUAUUGGAUAAGUUCCCAGCGCCGCCUCCGCCCUCACCAGAUGAAUCUGCCCCGAUGACUUUAAAUUCAAAAUUGCAUAAUGCGACCUGCAUAUCUGCAUAUUGCACACAAGUCCAUAACAAAAUGUUUUGCCAUCCCGAAGCCGCUGCAAAGACAAAAUUAAAGGACAUUGAAAAUGAUGUACCAUUGAAAAAGGACAUUAACAAUGUCAAGUCUUGGCGAAUACUUCGUGAAAUGGUACAGCUCCUACAGUUCUCUGUGACGGCGACAGCUCUGGCUUUAUACUACCUGGUCUACUGCUACAUGCAGCUGAUAUACUAUACGCUCUGGAGCGCUGUCUACUUCCAUAAUGCUGACGGACCAAUGAAGAUAACAAUAACAAUAGUAACGAUCACGUCAAUGGUAAUUGCUUUCAAUUUAAUAUUGAAAUUCGAAAAAAUUAUCGGCAUAGGUUUGUUUCAAUGA